Pyrenophora tritici-repentis Pt-1C-BFP is the source of this 3179-nucleotide messenger RNA. NCBI's taxonomy places the organism in Eukaryota, Fungi, Ascomycota, Dothideomycetes, Pleosporales, Pleosporaceae. The record is from RefSeq and is a predicted model, not a curated record.
AACAGCAACGCAACACAAGACUCGUAUAUCCACCGACUUGCGGCGAACAAGUGGUAGCUACAAUACUACAAUACCUUCACCAUGUCUCGUCGAGACGAAGAUUUGGCGUACGGCGAUUACAACACGCGUGAAGGUGAAGAGGGUGACCGCGGCCUACUCGGCGACGUGGGUCGGCGUUUUGGCUUUGGCAAGAAAGAGAAUACCGGAUCCCAACCCUCAUCGUCGAACCAAGGCAGCAGCGGCGGCAUGUCUUUCUUCAAGAAGAUUCACGACCCUCUUCAUGGCUUCGUCUCCGACCUGAAGGACGCCAUCUCGGGUGACGAUCACGCACAGAAACCUCCGGCAGCAGCGACUACAUACGAGCAGGGUGGACAGCCACAGCCAGGGCAAGAGUACCAUGAACAACAUCGCUUCUUGAGCUUCGCACCUGAACGACAUGGUAACGAGGCCAAAUGGUAUGUCGAUGGUUUUAGUAUAGCACUGGAGCGCGCCAAGGAGUCGAUAUGGAUCUUAGACUGGUGGCUGUCACCAGAGCUCUAUCUUCGCCGACCUCCAGCCAAGAACCAACAGUACCGGGUCGAUCGAAUGCUGCACGCAGCAGCCGAACGCGGCGUGAAGGUCAACAUCAUUGUAUACAAGGAGGUUACCCAAGCCCUGACCCGUAAGUUACUUAACCCAAUAUUGCCCAACUACCUUCACUCUCUCCUGCCAAACUCGACGGAUUGGUUCACCAAAGGCCUUAACAGAUCCGCUGAUUGCAUCACCCAUUACAGUCUCCUCUUCCCACACGAAGCACCAUCUCGAAGAUCUCACCCCAAUAUCGGUGUUUUCCGACAUCCCGACCAUUUGCCGGACGCGGCCGUACUACAGUCGGAUUUAUUCGCUUCCCUCAAGAACAUGUCUUUGUCACCAGCAAAGCUCGUACAGCUUCCGGGAGACGGCCUAAAGGCGCUUUACGGAGCACACGAAGGAACUGUCAUGUAUUGGGCACAUCACGAGAAACUUUGCCUAGUUGACGGUCAUACUGCUUUUAUGGGAGGGCUGGACCUCUGCUAUGGACGUUGGGACACAAAUCAGCAUUCGAUCGCGGACGCGCAUCCCGGCAAUGUCGACCGAAUCGUUUUCCCGGGCCAGGAUUUCAACAACGCCCGCAUGCUCGACUUCCAAGAUGUGUCCAACUGGGAGAACAACAAGCUUGACAGAACAGAGAGCUCUCGUAUGGGAUGGUCUGAUGUCGCCUUGUGUCUUUCUGGCCCCGUUGUACAGGAUCUUCGCACACACUUCUCGCAGCGCUGGAACUUCAUCUAUGACGAGAAGUAUAGCAAGAAGGCUACCAGAUAUGCCAGACUACCCGAAACCAGCAGCGGAGCUCAACAGAGCGGUGUCUACCCUCCCCCUCCCAUGCAGCAGCGUGGCAUCGAGGGCGAAGAGGAGGGCGAACGCGGAUUCGGUGGCGAAGAAGGCGAUCGAGGACUGUUCGGCCGCACAGGUGGACUGCGCCAGAAGAUGCAAAGCAAAUUUGAACAGUACGAACAUGGGUCCAGUCAGGGUCAGCAACAGUCUCACGUCGAGCACAGCGCUCAGAGAGGCGGCGUCGAGUGCCAAAUCGCGCGUAGUGCUGCCAAAUGGAGUCACAAUCUGGUCAACACUGAGCACUCGAUUCAAAACGCUUACUGCGAGGUCAUUCGCAACAGCAAGCAUUUUGUGUACAUUGAAAACCAGUUCUUCAUCACUGCUACUGGCGACCAGCAGAAGCCGAUCAGAAACAAAAUCGGCGCAGCCAUCGUCGAACGCAUUGUUCGCGCUGCUCAAAAUGGCGAAAAGUACAAGAUGAUUAUUCUGAUUCCUUCGGUACCUGCAUUCGCCGGCGACCUGAAGCUCGACGAGGCACUUGGUACUCGCGCCAUCAUGGAGUUCCAGUAUGACUCGAUCAACCGCGGAGGCCAUUCCAUUUACGAAGAGAUUGCCAAGGCUGGCUUCAACCCCAUGGACUACAUCCGUUUCUACAACCUUCGCAGCUAUGAUCGCAUCAACUCCAGUCAGGUCAUGCGAGAAACUGAAGAGCGCAGCGGUGUCUCGUACAACCGAGCCCAAGAAGGCUUUGACGCUGUACACGACAGUGCCCGCGACUAUCAAGCCUAUCGCCCACCGCCGACGCAGGAGUAUGGUGUCUACGAGAUGGAAGGCUCCUCAGCCCCUCCUCUAGCUCAACAAGGCAAUCAAGGUGAUUAUGAACGCUACCAACAAGAGGCCAGCAAGGUCGGAGGUCGUCAGGGUCUUGGCGACGGGCGUUGGGAUACCGUCAGCGAGUGCUACAUGCUUGGCGGCGAAGACAUCCGCAAUGUGCCCUGGGAAGGUAGCCCCGAUUCUGAAAUGGACGCUUUCGUGUCUGAGGAGUUGUACAUUCACAGCAAGCUUCUGAUUGCUGAUGACCAGAUUGUCAUCUGCGGAUCUGCUAAUCUCAACGAUCGCUCUCAAUUGGGCGACCAUGAUUCUGAGAUCGCUAUUAUCAUCCAGGAUCCAAAGCCCAUCGAUUCGCAAAUGAAUGGGCAGCCAUAUCGCGCGUCGGAGUUUGCCGCGAGUCUGCGAAGAGAGAUCUUCCGAAAGCACCUCGGUCUACUCAAGCCCCAAGAUAUGGAGCGUCCAGACGCCAACUACGAACCAAUCGGCAUACCCAACAAAUACGAUUGGGGUUCGGAUGAGGACCGACAAGUCGUCGACCCGUUGUCAGACGAUUUCCUGGGCAUGUGGAACUGGAGGGCGCACACCAACACACAAGCUUUCGGAAAGGUGUUCCACCCAGUGCCCACGGACGAAGUCAGGAACUGGAAGCAGUACGAUGAGUACUACUCCCGUUUCUUCGGACAAGACCAGAAGGCCAAGGAGAACAAGAAGCCCUCAUUGUACAAGUGGGGCCAUGUUGUUGCAGAGAACUUCAGUCAGGGCGAGCAGGGUGUACGUGAGGUCAAGGAGGUACUCAGCACCAUCAAGGGUACACUCGUUGAGAUGCCUUUGCUUUUCCUCAAGGAAGAGGACAUUGCGAAGGAAGGCGUCGAACUGAACGCUCUCACCGAAGAGAUCUACACCUAGUUCAAUGUGUCGAGUGUGAGCCUCAACAGGUUCGAGAGAUGGAAAAAUAUAGGCUAGAUAUGGAGCAACCAACGAAUGAUGAAGCAUGA